CGGUGGAUAGUGCUUUCUCUUCCAUUCAUUGUCGCGAUUAGCCGGCUUCGUUGAUGAACUAAUUUCGAGUAUGAACUAGACUGUACUGAAAAGCUUGAUUGUAGGAACACUGAGGUGUAGAUUUAUUAUUUUAUUUAUUUCAUGUCGUUUUCGCGCUAGAAGCCUAGAAUUGCUGUGAUGACUUACCAAGGACGGUAUCUGAGCGAGGCAUCUAUCCUCGCAUGAUUAUACCUGAUCUGAGACAAAAUGUCUGAGCAAAUCGUUAUGUUUGUUGUUUGGUAGAAAAUGCUCUCGGGAAAUUUCAUGCUUUCCCUGUCAUUUGUUUGCUGUGAUGACAUCUACAAGGACGGUAUCUGAGUAAGGUGGCUCUUAAAAAGGUGCACCUUCUGUGAUUACAUCCAAUCUGAAUGAGAUUCUGAGCAAACAGGAUGACCAUCCACCACCAGAAUAGUACAUCUUUGCAAGCUGUCCACUAGAGUCAUGGAAUCUACUCCUGGUCAUACCCCUCUUAUACACGGUCUUCCUGAUGAGAUUGCUCUCAUUUGCUUAGCAAGGGUUCCUCGGCGGUUUCAUAAUGUUCUCAGGUGUGUGUCAAAGAGAUGGAGAGAACUGCUAUGCAGUGAAGAAUGGCACAUUUGCCGCAAGAGGAACAACUUGGACGAGUCGUGGAUCUAUGUAAUCUGUGGAGAAACAGGCAUCAAAUGUUAUGUAUUGGCUCCAGAUCCUUCAAGUCGGUCCUUGAGAGUCAUGCAUAUCAUUGAACCCCCAUGCUCAGGGAGGCGAGGUGUUACCAUUGAGGCCUUAGACAAGAGGCUAUUUUUGCUGGGUGGUUGUAGUUGGCUAAAUGAUGCUACGGAUGAAGUUUACUGCUAUGAUGCAUCCUCGAAUCGCUGGAGCACAGCAGCUCCGAUGCCUACACCUAGGUGCUAUUUUGUGUCUGCAUCUCUCAAUGAGAAGCUAUACAUAACUGGUGGAGUUGGUUUGACAGACAAGUCACCAAAUUCCUGGGACAUCUAUGACUGGGCCACCGAUUCCUGGUGCGCACACAAGAACCCAAUGCUCACCCCGGACAUAGUAAAGUUUGUUGCAUUGGAUGAGAAGCUGGUGACCAUUCACCAGGCUGCCUGGAAUAGAAUGUACUUUGCUGGCAUAUAUGAUCCGCUGGACCGCACCUGGAGGGGCACAGAAAACGAGAUUGCGCGCUGUUUCUCCAGCCCAACAGUUGUUGUGGAUGGGACACUGUACAUGCUAGAGCAGAAGCUUGGCACGACGCUGAUGAUGUGGCAGAAGGACACCAAGGAGUGGGUCAUGCUUGGCAGGCUCUCGGACAAGGUUACGAGGCCCCCGUGCCAGCUUGUGGCCAUCGGCAGGAAGAUUUACGUGAUUGGAAGAGGGUUGAGCGUAGUAACAGUCGAUAUGGAUACAGCUGCCAGAGUUGAUGGGUUCUUGGUUACCACUUCCACUGGUCCAUUGGUGGAACAAGAUUUGUCUCCCGAUAGAUCCAGGGUUAUCACCAUCUGA
Panicum hallii is the source of this 1521-nucleotide messenger RNA. RefSeq names its product F-box/kelch-repeat protein SKIP4. The coding region runs from base 481 to 1521 and encodes 346 amino acids. Lineage: Eukaryota; Viridiplantae; Streptophyta; Magnoliopsida; Poales; Poaceae. The record is from RefSeq and is a predicted model, not a curated record. Gene Ontology annotation, molecular function: protein binding. The transcript has 3 exons.